Penicillium cataractarum is the source of this 1407-nucleotide messenger RNA. RefSeq names its product synembryn. Gene Ontology annotation, biological process: G protein-coupled receptor signaling pathway. Gene Ontology annotation, cellular component: cytoplasm. NCBI's taxonomy places the organism in Eukaryota, Fungi, Ascomycota, Eurotiomycetes, Eurotiales, Aspergillaceae. The transcript is spliced from 7 exons. The record is from RefSeq and is a predicted model, not a curated record. Gene Ontology annotation, molecular function: G-protein alpha-subunit binding; guanyl-nucleotide exchange factor activity. Bases 1 to 1407 code for a protein of 468 amino acids.
AUGAGUCUUAACCAGCUGCAAGGAGCAGCCAAGCUGCAGCAGGUCACUCAGUUGCUGGGCAUCCUCAAAAAAGACCUGCAAGAGAAGCAGCUUACCCCGACUCAAAAGGUUCAGACCCUUCUACAGCUGCGCCAGCAUGGCACGAAUCCUGUCGACGCCGGACCGAUCUAUUGCAGCGAUGGGAUUGGACUAUUGGCGCGUUAUGGAGUUGAAGGAGAGACGGCCGAUGUGCGACGCGCUGCCUUGCGCUGCGUGGCCAAUGCUCUCCUUCUCGACUCCAGCAUGCGCCAGGUCUUCGCCGACACGGGAUACGGUGGCAGACUGGCGGAAAGGCUCAAGACUGAUAAUUCAGAAGACGAGAUGGUGACUAGUCGAAUCUUGUUCCUUUCGACUUAUGACAGCAACAUGGACUUUGAUGUCCUAAUCAACAAACACUCCCUAGGGGAUAACGUUAAUUAUCAACUAUCCCGACACGCUAAACAAUUCCCUAAAUCCGGUCGACCUCCAUUGACGCAGAUGGACGAAUUAGCACUUACCGAUACCCUGAAGCUCAUUUUCAACGUUUCAAAGUUGUACCCCGACCUUGCUGUCACCUUCUCGCCUUCAAUCCCCCACAUCUUGAAGAUUAUCAGCCGGAUGGAAAUCCCAGCCAAGCCGCUUGAUGGUUUGAUCAGCUACCUAAUCAACUCUUUAUCGGUCCUGGAUCUAGAGGAGAAGAAGGAGAAGCAUUUUGAAAGCAACCCUCUCUUCCCCAAGUUCAACCAAAACUGCAAUGUUGACAAGCUAAUCAAUAUCCUUGACCAAGCGGUUUCACUCUACCGCCCAGAAGAGCUUGAAGAGAAAGCAGUCCCACUUUUACACUCUCUCAUCAUUGUCCAUGAAAUUGCCCCUGAUGGUCCCCGCAAGUAUAUGCAAUGGCUUCUCCUCCCUGAAGAUAGUGACCGCAGCUUGCCAAUUGGACGCUCGGACACUCUUGCUUCAAAACUGUUGCAGCUGUCUACAAGUCCCUAUCCUAACUUGAAAACCGGCAUCUCUGAACUGAUGUUCGUUCUUUCUGGAAAGGAUGCUGAAAAUCUGACACGGCGUAUCGGAUAUGGAUUUGCUGCUGGCUUCUUGGCUUCCCGUGGCAUGGAGAUCCCGCAGACUGCUGGCGAAGCCUUUGCCACGAAUAACGCUAAUGACCUGGAUUCGGAGGUCAAUCCAAUCACUGGACAGCGCUGGGCCGCCGAGCCGAAGGAUACGGGUCCUCCUAUGACUGAUGAGGAGAAGGAGAGAGAAGCAGAAAGACUCUUUGUCUUGUUUGAAAGGGCGAAGGCAAAUGGUCUUAUAACCAUGGAAAACCCUGUGGCGCAGGCAGUCCGGGAGGGGCGCUUUGAAGAACUCCCGGAUGAUGCCGAUAGCGAUUGA